AUCUGUAGAUAUUUCUUUUUUUAAUAUGAAAAUAAAAUACCGCCAAUUCAAUGUUGAUCGCAUUUUUUCAAUGUUUUGACCUGCAUGACAAUGGCGGAUUUUAUGUUUAUCACAUAUUUUAUAUUAUCGUUGACACUAAAAUUAUGUCCAGGAGAAGAAGAGAAGUUUACUUUAUUAGAACAUGAUUUUUCUGUUGAAAGUGAAGAACCACAAAAAUCUAUAGAUAUUAUGGCUUUUAAUAGCAGUUCAAUGGGACAACAUCGUUUUAAAUGUCAUACUUGCGAGGGUCCAAAUUGUUUACAUUCUGAUAUCUGUUAUAAUGCAGUUACUUGCUGGAAGUCUAGAGUAAGACAAUCAGAUGGCAUAGAAAGUGUAAGUAGAGGAUGUACGUCAUCAAUAGAUCAAAUGUUAUUGAUAUGUAAUAAACAAUUACCACCACGUAUAAUUCAAAAUGAUAAUAAAAAAAGACAUGUUAGUGGAUCCUUAAAAGGUGUACAAUAUUAUGUUGAAUGUUGUCAAACAGAUUUCUGUAAUGAUGGGCCAUUUCCAAUAUUACAUGAUUUUAAUGGAGAUAUUGUUGAAGAAAAUUAUGCAGUUAAAUUAACAUUGGCAAUUUUGGGUCCUAUGGUUGGAUUCUGUAUAAUUGCUGGAAUAAUAUUGUUUUAUUUAUUGGUAUGUAGGACUCGUAAAAAAAGAACUUUGACUGCAAGACGUAAUAAACUUGUUAUAGAUUCUGAAAUGGAGUCAUCUAUCUUACAUUUUUCAUUUUCUUCUCCAACAUCUACUAAUAUGUAUCAUUCUCAUGAACUAAAAGCAACUGCAGCUGGUGACAGCACAUUAAAGGAAUAUUUGGAUGGAAGAAGUUUAACCAGUGGAUCAGGAUCUGGAUUACCAUUAUUAGUACAACGAACAUUAGCUAAACAAGUAGCAUUAGUAGAAUGUCUUGGUAGUGGUGGUAAUGGUGGAUUUGGUGGAGAAGUUUGGAGAGGAAUAUGGCAUGGUGAAAAUGUUGCUGUAAAAAUAUAUUUUUCACGUGACGAAGCAGCUUGGGCUCGUGAAACAGAAGUUUAUUCUCAAUUAUUACCAUCAAGACAUGAUAACAUUCUUGGAUAUGUUGGGAGUGAUAUGACAAGUAGAGCAAGUUGUACUCAACUUUGGCUAGUAACACAUUAUCAUCCAAUAGGCUCACUUUUCGAUUAUUUAAAUCGAACACCUCAUUCUUUAACACACCAUCAAACACUUAAUAUCUGUUUGAGUAUUGUGAAUGGAUUACUUUAUUUACAUACAGAAAUUCAUGGAACAAGAGGAAAACCUGCUAUGGCACAUCGUAAUUUGAAAUCUAAAAAUAUUCUUGUUAAAACUAAUGGUAGUUGUGUAAUUGCUGAUUUCGCAUUAGCAGUAACACAAGAUCGAUUAGCUACAGAUAGAAUUGAUUUGAAACAAGGUACAAAACGAUAUAUGAGUCCAGAAAUUCUUGAACAAACGAUAAAUAUUGAGUGCCUGGAGAAUUUUCGACGUGCAGAUAUAUAUAGUUUAGGACUGAUAUUAUGGGAAGUUUGUAGAAGGUGUAUAAGCAAUGGUGUUGCAUUAGAAUAUGUAGCACCAUAUUCCGAAUGGCUUUCUAAUAAUCAAGAACCAUCUAUUGAAGAAAUGAAAAAAUUAGUAUGUUUGGAUCAACAUAGACCACCUCUUCCUAAUAGAUGGCAUUCUGAUCCAACAUUGGCUGGUUUGGGAAAACUAAUGAAAGAAUGUUGGCAUGGAAAACCUGCAGCACGUCUACCUGUUCUUAGAGUAAAAAAAACACUUGUUAAAUUAGCAGCUAAUGACACACGUGUUCAUUUAUCUCUUGAUUAAAUAGCAUGUUUGAAUACGUAUUAUUUUAUGCAGAUAUUUAUUAAUAUGAGUACAAUAAGCUGUGUGGCUUCUUCUGUAAAUUUAUUUCUUUUUUGCGAAAUAUGAAAGACAAUUAUAUAAUG
Molecule: messenger RNA, 1976 nt
Organism: Apis mellifera (honey bee)
Lineage: Eukaryota; Metazoa; Arthropoda; Insecta; Hymenoptera; Apidae
Gene: sax
Product: activin receptor type-1
Exons: 8
Coding region: 85-1854 (589 amino acids)
Biological process (GO): cellular response to growth factor stimulus; protein phosphorylation; BMP signaling pathway
Cellular component (GO): plasma membrane; BMP receptor complex
Molecular function (GO): ATP binding; metal ion binding; transforming growth factor beta receptor activity, type I
Source: RefSeq, a predicted model, not a curated record